CGAACACGAUUGGAGUGUUUCGCCAUUAAACUGAAUUACUUUUUUCGAUCGGUCAUCGUGAUUUGUGAUCAGCACUUUUAACAGUAGCUACUGUGAAAUGUUCCUAAAGGGCAUCUGGUCUUAUGGCGCCGUGGAUGUCAGAGACAGCGAGGGACGAAUCCUUCAUGGAUACGUUGUCGGCACCAAGGGAAAAGACGGUCUAAUCAUCGAUUUUGGCUAUCCCCAGCACCGUGCUGUUCUGGUUCCCCUUGCCAACUUCGUUCACGGCCGUCUUUCCACAGGAUCUGAGGCUCCUGAUCUGACGGUUGGCGACACCGUACAAGUGCUAUAUCAACUAUCGCCAUUAGAACCAUGGUGCUGGCACCCUGCCACGAUACUACCGGAAGGCAGCCAUCAGGAAUAUUGCGCGGAUGACUACACCUUUGUGGAGAUCUCUGUGCCGGACGGGAGGACGGUGCGGGAUGUGGUCGGAUGGUGCCGUUUGCAGCCGACGGGUGACAUGCCAGCGUGCCAUUGGGAGAAAGCACCCCAAAAAGUCCCGUUCAAACGGUACACGGUACCGCAGGGACUUCCGUUUGCGCAGCUGCUGACAGUAACGCAGCUUCCGGACUUCAAGGCAAAGUGGAAAAGGAUGACCGGUACGAUUGCCGUGGAUGUGAGUGCACGAGGAUUGAUUUGCCUAGCGCCAUCGAAGGAAGCACUGCUCUCCAUCCGGUGCAAUACUGCAGCGACAAUAUACCCCACUGGUGUGCUAGGCUUGAAGGCGUUGCAACAGAAUGUCAGGAAACGGAAACGGGGGGAUGGUUCUACAGACACGACAAAUGCAUCCAUUCGGGUACAGCACUUCGGAGAGAUCCAAUAGUUUCCCUCUCAGUUUCAUACAUUUAACCGGGAAAAUUGAGUGCAUGCACUGCUUAAUAAUACUGUAUUUGAAUUGGUUACCAUGAACUGUAUUGGAAAUGCGAUAAGAAUUUGUUUUUUCUCACAUUAGGAUGCAACGCUAUUGUUCUGACGAAAUCUGGGAAAUAAUC
Paramacrobiotus metropolitanus is the source of this 1031-nucleotide messenger RNA. RefSeq lists its product as uncharacterized. NCBI's taxonomy places the organism in Eukaryota, Metazoa, Tardigrada, Eutardigrada, Parachela, Macrobiotidae. Bases 98 to 862 code for a protein of 254 amino acids. The transcript has 2 exons. The record is from RefSeq and is a predicted model, not a curated record.